GUUGGAAUUUACUCAAGAUUGCAGCCACUCAAUUCGCUUUUAGGUGCAGGGGUGGAUGACGUCCGCUUCAUUGGGAUAUGGGGAAUGGGCGGGAUUGGUAAGACAACUAUGGUAAGAGCGGUGUAUGAGAGAAUCUCUCGUCAAUUUGAAUUUAGUUUCCUUCUUACCAAUGUUAGAGACUCCGUUGAGAAAAAUGGUCUACUUAAACUACAAAAGCAACUUCUCUCUGGGAUUUGGACAAAAAAGGAUGACAUAUCAGACCUUCAUGAAGGAGCCACCAUAAUAAGGAGGUUGUUAGGCCACAAAAGAGUUCUUCUCAUUCUCGAUGAUGUGACCCAUUCAAGCCAUUUGAAAUAUUUGGCAGGAAAUGAAGAGUGGUUUGGUUCACGGAGUAGAGUUCUCAUCACAACUAGAAAUGAGCAUUUAUUGAUCGAACAUGGAGUGGAGAGAAGAUUGAAGGUUGAGGAAUUUAAUGAUGAGGAUUCUCUUCAGCUUUUCAGCCAGAAAGCAUUCAAAAAAGGUUACCCUGAAGAAGAUUUUCUUGAUUUGUCUAAAUCUUUCAUAAAUUAUGCCAAAGGUCUCCCUUUAGCUCUUGAAGUACUGGGCUCGUUUUUGCAUGGAAGAGAUCUGAAUGAAUGGAACAGUGCAUUGAGAAAACUAGGAAGAGUUUGUAACUUGGAAAUUUUUGACAUACUUAAAACAAGUUAUGAUGGUCUAGAUGAUGAAGAGAAGAAAAUAUUCCUAGAUAUUUCAUGCUUUUUUUGUGGAGAGAACCAAGAUCGAGUAAUAGAAAUCCUGAUCAGUUGCGAUGUUUCUGCGAUUAUUGGAAUAAAAGUCCUUAUUGAAAGAUCUCUCUUGACUGUUUCAUAUGGAAGACUACAGAUGCACGAUUUGCUCCAAGAUAUGGGUCGGGAAAUUGUCCGCCGGGAAUCUACUGAUGAGCCAGGCAGGCACAGUAGGUUAUGGCUUCCUGAAGACGUCAAACAUGUCCUGACCAAAAAUACUGGAACAGAAGCAAUAGAAGGCAUUGUUCUGGACUCAACUGAGCUUGGAAUAAAGGUGAGGGUGAAUGCUAAAUCCUUUUCGAUGAUGAACAGAUUGAGAUACCUUGUCAUUAAGAAUGGGAACCUACUGAAUGGGCUUGAAUGUCUUCCUAAUAGUUUGCGGAUUCUUAACUGGACCGAGUAUCCCUCGAAAUCUCUCCCAUGGGACUUCAACCCUGAGAAGCUACUAGAACUGAACAUGUGCCAUAGUUGCAUUGAACAUUUUCCGUUGGGAAUAGAGCCUUUAUACAAUUUGAAAACUGUUAAACUCAGCAACUCUUUGAAUCUUGUCAACACCCCAAACUUUAAAGGUAUGCCAUAUCUUGAGCUUCUGUUUCUUGAAGGUUGUACAAGAUUGUAUGAGGUUGACCCAGGAAUUGAAGUGCUUGAAAAACUUACUGUGCUGAACUUGAAAGAUUGCAAGAAUCUAGUGCAUUUUGCUAGCAGUGUACGUGGCUUAAAAUCUCUCAAAGUUCUUAAUCUUUCUGGUUGCUCAAAGCUUAAGAAACUACCAAAUGACAUGGGUCAUUUGGAAAGUUUGGUCGAGGUUGAUGCGAGUGGAAUUUCUAUACAAGAACUACCUUGCUCUAUUGGCAUGCUUGAAGGACUUGUUUCCAUGUCCUUGAGAGAUUGCAAACUUCUUGUGUGUCUUCCAGGCAGUGUAGGUGGCUUAAAAUCUCUCAAAGAUCUCAAUCUUUCUGGUUGCUCAAAGCUUGAUAAAUUGCCAGAUGAGUUGGGUCUUGUUGCCUGUUUGGAGAAGCUUGAUGUGAGUGGAAGUGGCAUAAGAGAAGUGCCCUCCUUUAUUGGUCUUUUGAAAAACCUCAAAGAAUUAUCCCUUGGUGGAUGUAAAUUACGGUCACCUAAAUUAUGGAAUAUGAUGUUUAACCCUUUUCAGUUAUUUCAAAAAAGAAGUCACAUUCCGGCAGGAUUGUCAUUGGCUAGUUUGUCUGGUUUGCCUUCAUUAACCCAACUGAAUCUAAGUGACUGCAAUCUUUCUGAAAUCCCCAGUGAUUUUGGAUGCUUGUUCUUGUUAAAAUAUUUAGAUUUGAGCAAAAAUCAAUUUGUUAGACUACCCGAGAGCAUUGGCCAACUCUCUAGUCUUAAACAUCUUUGCUUGAAUUGGUGUCGCAAGCUUCAGACAUUAUCAGAGCUUCCAUUUCAUGUAUGGGUACUAGCUAGCAACUGCAUUUCAUUAGAUACAUUGGCCAAUCAAAGAGGACAAUGCAAUUCGGUGCUACAAGGAAGAUUUGUUAACUGUUUUAAAAUGGUGGAGAAUGAAAGCUGUAAGAGUAUAGCACUUCCAUUGCUAACAAGCUACCUGAAGUCUCUACAUUGUGGUUUUUUACAUGGACCUAAACCUGAACCUGAAGCAUAUUCUGAAGAAGUUAGAUUUGACUUUGUUGCUCCUGGAAAUGAAAUUCCAGAGUGGUACAAUCACCAAAGUGUGGGGUCUUCAAUAACUGUAGAGCUGCAUCCAGGUUGGUCUAGGAAUAAGUUGAUGGGAUUCGCAACCUGUGUUGUUUUUAGACUCCUCAAACCCUCUUUGGUUGAGUGGUUCAUUGAUUGCAUGUUGACGGCCGAUGGAAAACUCUUGAGUGGCUAUGGUCAAGUGUUUGGGGAAAAGUGGGGUCAACCUGUGUCGGAUCACAUUUGGUUCUUCUAUGUGCACCGUGAUAAAUAUCCCUGUAUACUUGAGAGUCGGGAUAUUUACCAUCAGCUUGAAUUCUCAUUUAUACCCCACUAUGUGCAGGGGCAAAUGGGUGAGGAAAUUGUGCAAGUGAAGAAGUGUGGGGUACGUGUGGUAUAUGAGGAAGAUGUGGAGGAGCUUUGGCAAACAUUAUUGAAGCAGAGCAACCUCAAGCGAGGCCUUCAACUCUAUGAUGAUGAUGCAGCAUCUAGUAGUACUGCAAUUGGUGCAAGUCUGGAAGAAGAAGAAGAACCUCAUCCAAAAAGAUUUAAACGACUCAAGCUUGACGGUGCAGGACCUAGUGACCAGAAACAUGGUUAA
Rosa chinensis is the source of this 3051-nucleotide messenger RNA. RefSeq names its product disease resistance protein RUN1. The transcript has 3 exons. The coding region runs from base 85 to 3051 and encodes 988 amino acids. The record is from RefSeq and is a predicted model, not a curated record. Gene Ontology annotation, biological process: defense response. Lineage: Eukaryota; Viridiplantae; Streptophyta; Magnoliopsida; Rosales; Rosaceae. Gene Ontology annotation, molecular function: ADP binding; protein binding.